Messenger RNA from Spodoptera litura, 5372 nucleotides. Its product is annotated as ATP-binding cassette subfamily C member 4. Gene Ontology annotation, biological process: transmembrane transport. The record is from RefSeq and is a predicted model, not a curated record. Gene Ontology annotation, molecular function: ABC-type transporter activity; ATP binding; ATP hydrolysis activity. Gene Ontology annotation, cellular component: membrane. Lineage: Eukaryota; Metazoa; Arthropoda; Insecta; Lepidoptera; Noctuidae.
CGUCACUAUAGUGGAGCCGUCAGUACGCCGGCAACGCUCGAGCAAUAUGCUUGUCGCCUAGAGCAUAGAGCUUACGGUUAUUCAACACACCAAUCUACUUAACUGUGAUACUUAAUAAAUGUAAUUUAUAUUUUCCUAGUUACAUUUAAAUUCAUAGUUUAAUAUGGUGCGUUUUCUUUGCGGGCCACCUCAACUUUAGUCUAUUAGUUAGAACGGUGAAAUAACUCAGUGGUCAGUGAAUCGGUCGAACAGUCCUAAAAUUCACGGAUAGUAAUAUUAUGCAAUCUGUUUCGAAAACGAAUGCUUAGUGUAUUGGAAAUUUCAAAUUUGUUGUUGCCUCAUAUUGUUAUUAAGCCGGUGUGUGUGAUAGUAACACUCGCAAGUUUUAUCAAUCGACGGCACAGAUUUGUUUGUUUUGAGGACACGAUCUGUUGGAACUGAACUCGAGUAAAUAUUUUAAAUUCCUCAGUGUACUUGAAUACGUAUAUGAGUGAAUCAUGGACUCAAAAGUGGUAUUGAAAGAAAAGAAUCCCCACGACAAAUCGAACAUCAUCUCGAAAAUAUUUCUAACAUGGAGCUUUAGCCUAUUUCGUCGUGGAUUUAAACAUGGACUUACAGUGGAAGACUUGUGGCAAGCCCGAGACGGUGACCACUCGGGCCGGCUGGGAGACCGCCUCGAACAGGCAUGGCAGGAAGAACUCGACAAUGCCAAGAGAAAAGGCAUUAAACCAUCUUUCUCAAAAGCCAUCGUACGGUCGUUUUGGCUUGAAUAUUUGAUGUGCGGCCUAGUUGUAGGAUUACUCUUCAUCUUUUUAUGGCCAUUAAUUCCAUUCACGUUAGCUUUAUUCAUUAAUUAUUUUUCUGAAGAUAAGACCCCAGAGAGUUACAGGAAUGCACACAUUUACAACUUUCUCAUGAACUUCCUGAGUAUACUGACGUCUUUGAUGCUUAACCAUUUACAAUUAAGUCAAGGACGAGUAGGAAUGAGAGUGAGAAUAGCUAGCUGUUCGUUAUUGUAUAGAAAAAUAUUAAAACUCGACAGAACUGGGUUGAAUAAAACGGAGCCAGGACAGGUGAUCAACCUGAUGUCUAACGAUGUCAAUCGUUUUGAUUUGGUGGCUCUGUUCUUGAACUACUUGUGGGUGAUGCCUAUCGUGGUGCCAGUGGUCUCCUAUCUGGUAUGGCAACACGUUGGCUGGGCCACACUCGCUGCACUCGUCGUCAUAUUCGUACAAACUGUACUUGUUCAAGCCUACUUAAGUAACCGGCAAGGAGUAUUACGUGGAAAAAUAGCUAAACGCACAGAUGAAAGGGUAAAAGUUAUGAGUGAACUUGUAAACGGUGUACAAGUCAUCAAAAUGUAUGCCUGGGAGAAACCUUUUGAGAAGUUGGUCGACAAACUGAGAAAGAUGGAAGUGAGCUUCAUAAUGCGCACAUCUAUGAUCAAAGGAUUCUCGACGGCGUUGAGCGUGUUCACGGAGCGCUUCAUCUUGUUCUCUGCUGUUGUUGCGUUUGUGGUCAUGGGCGGGGACAUCCGCGCCGAGAUCACAUUCUCGCUCGUUCAGUAUUUUAAUCUGCUCCAACUUGCUUGCAACAUAUUCUUCCCACUGGCCCUCGCAUUUCUGGCAGAAACUAAAGUCUCAGUGCGACGCCUUGAGGAGUUCUUGUUGUUGGACGAACUGACACCCGCGAAGUUGCCGCUAUCAAUCGAUUCGAAGGAAAUAAUUAGCAAUGGUACUGAGAAGGAAAAGCCAAAGCAUACGGGCUUGAUAAUGAAUGGGUUGAGCGCAAGCUGGCAACCAGAAGCCAUUGUAAACACGUUGAGGAAUAUCACUCUGACUGCAGAACCUGGAGAGUUUGUGGGCAUCGCUGGCCUUGUGGGAUCUGGAAAGUCGACCCUUCUACAAGUUAUCUUGGGCGAGUUGCCUCCAACGCAGGGCACAAUAUCGUUGGGUGGCGCACGAGUUUCCUACGCCAGUCAGGAACCCUGGCUCUUCGUGGCUACUGUUCGUCAAAAUAUACUCUUUGGACUCCCAUAUGAUCGCAUACGUUACAAAAAGGUUGUAAGUGCCUGCGCUUUGUUGCGGGACUUCGAGCAGUUGCCUGCAGGAGACUCGACACUGGUUGGAGAACGAGGCAUCAGUCUUAGUGGAGGGCAGCGCGCGCGCAUCGGUCUCGCGAGAGCAUGUUAUAGACAGGCUGACAUAUAUCUGCUGGACGACCCUCUAUCUGCAGUGGACACGCACGUCGGUAAACACCUGGUAUCAGAAUGUGUGAUGGGAUUACUGAGGCAUUCUACGAGGAUCCUGGUCACACAUCAACUGCACCAUCUCAAGUCUGCUGAUAAAGUCGUCAUCUUACACAACGGCGAAAUAGAGACUACUGGAUCGUUUGAUGAUGUGUCGCGAUCACCACUGUUUGCGGAGUUGCUCCAGGAAGAAGAACAGCCAGAAGACCCGAAAGUCCAGUAUCUGCGACAAAGAACUCUUUCCAUUCAGUCUCACACAAGUACUAACACCUUACAAGAUGGGGCUGUGGCUGAUGAGGUUGAGCAGGAGGAGUCUGCCGAGUUGAUGGGAACAGGUCGUGUGCCAGGCGCGGUCUACCGUCAAUACUUCCGCGCCGGCGCCGGCUGGGGCCUGAUCCUAUGGACAACGUUCAGUAUUCUCUUGGCACAAGUUGUUACCUCCAUCAGCGACCUUUGGCUGACACAAUGGAUGAACGUCGUAGAACUAAGACAUGGACUGCUAAACAACGAAACAACCACUCCUCUCUUCUACAACAUGACAAAUGGCAAUAUUUCAAUUGGCAGCAAUGACACCAUUAGCAAUUUGACUACAGAGCUGCCGACCACGAUACCCUCAUCCACAGAACUGCCCAAUAUGACUGUUAUUGAUACGAUGGUGAAGACUGUCCUAACUAUGCAGAACAUUACGUCUGUCUACGAACCGAUUAACCACGAUUACUAUAUUUAUAUUUGGGCGAUUGCUAUAUUGGGUUGCAUCAUACUUACAACUGGAAGAUCGAUUUUGUUCCUGUGGGUAUGCAUGCGCAGUUCCAUCAAGUUGCACAACCAGAUGUUCAGCAAUAUUCUGGCGGCGACCAUGCGCUUCUUCGACACCAACCCUUCUGGACGUAUUCUUAACAGAUUCUCCAAAGACAUGGGAGUGGUUGAUGAGAUCCUACCCAGGAUGUAUUUGGACAGUAUACAGAUAUUCAUGGUUAUGAUGGGUAUUCUAGUGAUGGUAGCGAUAGUCAACCCCUACAUGUUGCUGACAACAGGAGUUUGUGGUAUCCUUAUGUACAUUUGGACUGUGAUUUUCCUCAGCACUGCACAGGCUAUUAAAAGGGUGGAAGGUACGACUCGCAGUCCAGUAUUCUCGCAUGUUUCGGCAACGAUGGCAGGACUAAACACAGUGCGUGCUUGUCAAGCGCAGGACAUGUUGCGAGAUCAAUUUGACGACAAGCAAGACGUUCACACAGCUGCCUGGUACUUAACAAUCGUCACAAACACUGCAUUCUCUAUUUGGUUAAGUCUUAUCUGUGCGACUUAUGUAGUGGUCGUAGCCUACACAUUCUUGCUCCUGGAUGACGGGAAUACAAAGUCGGGAAACGUCGGUUUGGCGAUUAGUCAGGGUUUAAUCCUGGUGAAUAUGGUGCAGUAUGGUGUGAAGCAAGCGACGGAGGUGAUCUCACAGAUGACGAGCGUGGAGCGUGUAGUGCAGUUCACAUCACUGCCACGUGAGGUGACGGAAGGCCCUGCCCCACCCACCGGCUGGCCUCAGCGCGCUAGGCUGGUCUUCAAGGACCUCUCGUUACGAUACGACAAAGAUGCCGAUCCAGUGCUCAAAAAACUUAACAUUGUUAUAGAAAGUGGAUGGAAAGUGGGAGUAGUCGGUCGUACCGGAGCCGGCAAAUCUUCACUGAUAUCAGCUCUGUUCCGCUUAGCACCUAUUGAAGGAAAUGUUUUCAUUGAUGAUGUUGAUACUGGUGACAUCGCUCUGAAGGAGCUAAGAUCAAAGAUCUCAAUUAUUCCACAAGAACCAGUGCUAUUUUCUGCUAGUUUGCGGUACAAUAUGGAUCCAUUUGACAAAUAUAGUGACGCUGAUAUUUGGACAGCAUUAGAACAGGUGGAAUUAAAGCGAAGUGUAACGUCCUUGACAUCAGCCGUUCAGUCAGGCGGUUCUAACUUCAGCGCUGGUCAGAGACAGCUGCUCUGCUUGGCGCGUGCAGCUCUAGGUCGUAACAAGCUACUCGUGCUCGACGAAGCUACAGCCAAUGUCGAUCCGAAUACGGAUGCACUUAUUCAAAAAUCAAUUCGCACACAUUUUGCGGAUUGCACUGUAAUCACGGUGGCACAUCGACUGCACACUGUCGCUGAUUCCGACAGAGUAGUUGUGAUGGAAGCUGGUGAGAUAGUGGAAUGCGGUCAUCCACACGAACUGCUACAAAAGCCCGAGGGCCACUUCACUCGCAUGGUGCAGCAGUUGGGUCCUGCUGCGGAACAGAGUCUGCGCGACCUGGCGGCGGCCGCGCAUGCCGUGCACAUCAAAUACGUCGACGCAGACGAUAACAACCAAUAACAGUACUUAAUGGUGUUACUUAAUUUUUACCCCACUGUGACUCCCAAAGAGAAAGUUGUUUUAGUCUUUAAGUCACGCGCCAAAUAACUUUGUCAUUUCAAAGUGGGUCGCAAAGGCAUUGGGCUCCUGUAAGAGAUUUGUGUACUUACUGUGAUUUGAUAAUGGCAGCGUUAUUUAAGUAAAGUCAGCCUAUUUAUUCGACAAACAAAAAUACAUAUACCUAAAAAGUGAAUAUUUUAAAUAUGUCUUACAGUGACUUUGCUAUGAUCACUUACUUAGGGCUUGGCCAUUAGUUUGUAUAUUUACAAACCGUUCCUUCAUUUGUGCCUUUGAUAAUUAUUUACAUAAAUCAGAUGAUUAAAUAUUUAAAAUAUCUCUAUAUUUUAUACGUCAUACUUUCGUAUCUAAUGUUAAUUGUUGUUAUACGAAAAAUUUGCUUUUAAAAUGAAAAUUGUCUCUAAGAGAAAUAAGAAAAUUUUAAAGCUAAGAAUUUCUUUUCAUAUUUAUCACAAAUAGUUGUACUUAAUGUUACUUGUAAAUUAAUAUAAUAUACUUAUGACCUCAGUGAUAGAGCUGUGACUGCCAAUGACAAAGGUGUUUAUUAAAAAAGGUUUAACAAUUUUGACUAUGUACUUAGUUUUGAUAUAAAUUAUAACCACUACUACAUCACUAUAUCCAUAUACAAGUACUUAAUGUUGAGAUAUUGUCACAAAAACGUGUCUAAGCUAAAUGAGUCAAGGAUUUGCUAAAAAUGUAUACCUAUUAUUCGUAACUCGAAUUUACAAAAAC